Bombus huntii is the source of this 1948-nucleotide messenger RNA. RefSeq names its product putative neutral sphingomyelinase (gene nSMase). Gene Ontology annotation, molecular function: sphingomyelin phosphodiesterase activity. The transcript is spliced from 7 exons. NCBI's taxonomy places the organism in Eukaryota, Metazoa, Arthropoda, Insecta, Hymenoptera, Apidae. Gene Ontology annotation, cellular component: cytoplasm. Bases 394 to 1605 code for a protein of 403 amino acids. The record is from RefSeq and is a predicted model, not a curated record.
UUGCUUAGAUAUUAUACAUGUUAAGUGUAGAGACUAAAUUCGUUAUACGCUAGCAAGGAGAAAAUUUCUUCUCUAGCGCUAUAUAUAUAUAUAUACAUAUAUAACAUAUAUAUAGAUAACAAUUUAUUACUAACAAUCGAAGAAGAAAUUGUGUGAUAAGUUCUAGCGUGACCAUGAAGGCAUUAUUGCCACUAUUCCAAUCUUUUAAAUUUCGAAUCUGUGAUAAAAAGAACAAUAAUAAGUCAGAAUUUUUUAAAAUCAUUCUCUUCAUAUUUUUGUAAUUUUGGUUAAAGAAAAUUAUUAUCACAAUUUCAUAUAUAAAGUACAUAUAUAUGUCUGAUUGCGGGAAAAUAUAUUUGCAAUAAUCUGUUUGAAACAAUAAAACCAUAAAAGAUGUCAGACGUAAAAGAUGAUAUAAAAAUGACAAAUGUAAAAACGUUAAUAAAUAUUCUAACUUUAAAUUGUUGGGGGAUACCAUAUGUUUCACAAAAUAGGAAUGUUCGUAUGACAGCAAUUGCAGAAAAAUUUGCUACAGAAAAUUAUGAUAUCAUUUGUCUACAAGAGGUAUGGUCUGUUAAAGAUUUCAAAAUGAUAAGAGCUAAGACAGAAGAACAGUUACCUUACUCACAUUAUUUUUACAGUGGAGUUCUUGGAUCUGGAAUUUGUAUCUUAUCUAGAUUUCCUAUUAAAGAUGUAAUAUUUCAUAAAUGGCCUUUAAAUGGAUAUGUACAUAAAAUACACCAUGGAGAUUGGUUUGGUGGAAAAGGUGUUGGACUCUGUAGACUUCAAAUUCAUAAUAUGAACAUUAAUGUUUAUAUUGCACAUUUACAUGCAGAAUACAAUAAUCACAGUAAUGAAUACACAGCACAUAGAGUUCUACAAGCUUUUGAUACUGCCCAAUUUAUUAGAAUGACUUCUGGUGGAGCUGAUUCUGUAAUAUUAGGAGGUGACCUUAAUGCAGAACCUCAAGAUUUAGCUUAUAAAAUCAUUUGUGGCGUUGCUGGUUUGGCAGAUGCUUGCUCAAAUAUUUCAAGUAAUUUAGGGACCAAUGAGUGUGCCAAUAAUAGUUAUACUAGUUCAAAACUUGCAAGAACUUGUCCUGAGGGGAAACGUAUAGAUCAUAUUUUAUAUCAAGGUUCAAAGAAUAUUAAGAUAGAGGUGACAAAUUUUCAACAUCCAUUUCCAAAACGGAUACCUUACAAAGACUUUAGUUAUUCUGAUCAUGAGGCUAUUAUGGCAACUUUUAAAUUUAUUCCUGGUGAAUUUCAAACUAUAAAUGUAGAUGUCAAAGAUUCAAUAAAGGAAGCCAUAAGUAUAUGUGAAACGUCAUUGAAAACAGUUCGUCGGCGGCGAUUUUGGUAUUUAUUGGUAGGCUGUAUAUUAAUUAUACCACUUGUUUGGUCUAUGGGGUUAGACUGUUCCUUUACAUCUCUCGAUGUAACUAUUGGACUUAAUGUAAUACGUAUUUUUUUAACAGCAAUAUUAUGUUAUAUUUUGUUCAUGAGUUCUCUAUGGAAUAGCGUAGAAACAAAUGCUUUAAAAGCAGGAUGUUUAGGAAUGGAAAUUUAUUUGGCAAAUUUAAAUAAUAAUUUAUGUAAAAAAUAAGUUUGUGUACAUUUUACAAGAACAUAGUUCAAAAUUUGAACUUCCUUUUAAAAUUAUUCCAUAAUUUUUCAAAUCAAAAGAAUCAAAUAGUAUCAUUUUUAAUAAGAGUAUAUUUUCUUACUAAAAAAGUGUAAUUCUUAAUGAAUUAUAGCAUUUACAUACAUUAAUAUACUCAGUAUUAUAUUAUUAUGCGACAAUAAUCAAAUUAAAGCAUAAAAACAUAUAAAACAUCUCAUUUUUAUAAAUUGGAUAAAAUGCAUUAACGAUCUUUUAUAUAACUUUGUAAAAUCACAUAAUUUCAAUUCUAUAUAGAUAAUAAAUUAUAAUACUUUUUUAAACUAAA